CUCGUGCUUGAAGGAGAAAGCCCAGCCAGAAUAUGUCGUACCAAAAUCAAUUGCCGCAACGACCACCGCGUCACGAGACAUUAUAACACUGAAAUAUUGGUCGUGGUUACAAUACAAAUGGAUGGAAUACACCCAGUCUCACAUAGUCACAAAUGUUAUGGAAGUCGGCGGCGCUAAGGGCUCGGAUGCUAUCGUGGUAGCGGCCAUUGAUUUUGGUACAACCUAUUCGGGAUGGGCGUUCUCAUUCAAGCACGAGUUUGAACAAGAUCCCACGAAAGUAUCCUCCAAAAACUGGGCCGGAAGUCAGCUAGUCUCACAAAAGGGGCCGACAUGCGUGCUCAUCAAACCGGACGGGCGGACACUCCACUCAUUCGCUUACGACGCCGAGAGCAAGUAUGCUGAGCUUUCGGGCGAGGAAAAACACACGGAUUGGUACUACUUCCGGCGCUUCAAGAUGAUGCUGUUUGAUAAAAUAGGCAUGCAUAGGGACAUAAAAAUAUCGGAUGCCACAGACAAAAAACUGCCAGCGAAAACCGUCUUCAGCCUCAGCAUAAAAUACCUCAAGGACGACCUGUUGCGGAUGUCAGACCAGCAGAUAGCGGGCGGCUCCUUGCGUCCUGAAGAGAUCCACUGGGUGCUCACAGUGCCCGCCAUCUGGAACGACGCCGCAAAGCAGUUCAUGAGAGAGGCCGCGGAAGAGGCUGGCAUACCUGGGAACCGAUUAUCCAUCGCACUAGAACCGGAAGCAGCUUCGCUCUACUGUCGUCAUCUUCCGGUUGAAAAACAUGUCGGGGACCAGGCAUGUGUUAUGUCAAAGUUUAAACCGGGAGCCAGAUACCUCGUGUUGGACGCGGGAGGCGGUACGGUGGAUAUCACAGUACACGAGGUGACGGAGGGCGGCUAUCUGAAAGAGCUGCACAAGGCCAGCGGUGGCGCAUGGGGAGGCACCAAGGUCGAUGACAACUUCAAGCAGUUCCUAGUUAAUAUUGUUGGAGCUCGUGUGAUGGAACAAUUCCCACGAGAGAACAUGGAAGACUUCAUCGAGAUGUUUCGAGACUUUGAAAUCAAGAAGAGAGACAUUGGUCCGGCAAAGGAGGGCAAAGUCACCUUUAAACUUCCGGUUGCCUUUACGGAAAUGGUUUUGGAGGAAACGGGGCUGUCAUUCGGGGCCCAUCUGAAGAAAUCUCCAUAUGCGAAUAAGGUUUUGCAUAAAGGAGACAAGAUCCGUAUUGACGCUGCCGUAGUGAAGGGAAUGUUCCGCGGCCCCGUGGACAGUCUAACAGACCACGUGGCUGGUUUGCUGCGUGACGUCACCGGAUGUGCCGCAAUUGUGAUGGUCGGCGGGUUUUCGGAGUCGCCUCUCCUUCAAGACACCGUGCGUCGGAAGUUCCCCGGGAUGAAGAUUAUUGUGCCCCAGGAGGCGGGCCUGGCGGUUCUGAAGGGUGCGGUCAUAUUCGGUCACCGUCCAAAGGUCAUAACAGAACGUGUCAGCAAGUGGACGUACGGAAUCGCGUGCACACAAACGUAUACUGUGGGCAACCAUCCGGCCAGCCGAAAAUACGUUAACGUCGACGGAGUUGAGAAAGUGGAUGACAUAUUUAGCGUCCACGUUAAGGUUGGUCAACAUCUUAAACUCGAAGAGCAACAGUCAUGUAAAACGUAUCAAAUGGCGUCUGCGGACCUAGAUAGCGUCACGGUGUUUUUCUACAUCACAAAGGACUGUGACCCCAAGUUUGUUGACGAUCCAGGAUGUCACAAGGUUGGGAGGCUGGAUGUUAAAGUUCCCGGCUACGGAGCAGAGCGGCAGGUGACGGUCAGUAUGGCGUUCGGUAAAACGGAAACGGAAGGGUCCGCUAUGGUGGCGGCAACAGGAGAAGUUGUAAAAACCAAGCUUGACUUCUUGGACAUUGACUAAAUUAUGCCUAGGCAGGGAUUUUAUUAAGGGCAUAUAUACAACUGAGGUCAUUAGACAAAAACAUACAAAAAAUGUAUAAAUAACCUUUUCGUACAUACAUGUGCCAGUUUACCCUAUGUUGGAAUUUCUUAAUAAAAUUAUGUUAAUAUCGUCAUUUUUUAUAAACAAUAUACAUUCACAUGAAAAUUGUUUUUUGCAAACAUAUAUUAUUGUUUAUGAUUAACACAUACUGAACCAUCAUAUUGAUGUCAAGUCAGUAGGGGAACACAUAUUUAUUCAAAGCAUUUUUAGACUAAGUUUUUAAAAAAAAAACUAGAAUUGUGGUUUGAUCAUUAUGAUUCAGAAGUCUGUCACCAUUCAGCUAUAGCUUCCUGAACAACCACUGCAGCGUCCAGGUUUUGUUUUCCUAUUCAAAUAAGCAA
Mya arenaria is the source of this 2337-nucleotide messenger RNA. Its product is annotated as heat shock 70 kDa protein 12A-like. Lineage: Eukaryota; Metazoa; Mollusca; Bivalvia; Myida; Myidae. The record is from RefSeq and is a predicted model, not a curated record. Gene Ontology annotation, molecular function: ATP-dependent protein folding chaperone; ATP binding. The transcript has 10 exons. The coding region runs from base 122 to 1915 and encodes 597 amino acids.